Messenger RNA from Erythranthe guttata (spotted monkey flower), 1391 nucleotides. The record is from RefSeq and is a predicted model, not a curated record. Lineage: Eukaryota; Viridiplantae; Streptophyta; Magnoliopsida; Lamiales; Phrymaceae.
AUCCAUUUUUUGAUCUUAUAGAGUUUGUUCACCUGGAUAUGGUGAGCAACCUGUUCAAUCCUGAGUACUUUGAGGCCAUAACAAUUAUUGCAUCGGCUAAUGAAAGUGUCGGUUUUGUGAAUGAUCAUUUUUUGUCGAUCAUAACUGGAGAAGAGAAGGUUAAUUUGCAUUGUACUAGGAACUUGCUACGGGCUCCACUCAAUAUUUUUAUCAAGGUCAAUUGCAUUGUAUUGGAUUCGUUACAUGCGUUUAGGGAUAUUGUAGCUGAGACACGCUCAUAUAAGCUUCAACGAAUCAGUGAGCUCCAUCCUCUUUACUUGCCUCUACAGUAUCCUCUUUUAUUUCCUUACAGGGAAGAUGAUUAUCGAGACGAUAUCUGUUUGAGAGAAUCUUCGCUUGCUGAUAAUAGAAAAUGGAGAAAGUUCUGUGUUGAUGUAUUUUCGAUGGUAGAGUCACAGAGGUUGAAUUUCAUAAGUUUCAAUCAAGAUCAACUUAGGGUUGACAUGUACAAGGGUAUCGAAGAAAAUAUUUUUAAAGGAGACACUGAGGAUAAAUCAAUUGGACAACGCAUUAUAAUUCCAAGGUCAUUCACCGCAGGUCCAAGGUAUAUGUUUAACAACUUCGUUGAUGCUCUUCAAAUAUGUAACUGGAUUGGAUCUCCAACCCUCUUCAUUGCCAUCACAUGCAAUCCUCAAUGGCCAGAAAUACAAAGGGUGUUGAAAGAUACAAAUCUCAGGCCGGAGGAUCGGCCAGACAUUCUUUGUCGUGUGUUCAAGAUGAAGCUCAAUGGUAUGAUGACAGAAAUCAAGAAAGGUUGUAUAUUCAGACGUAUUACAGCAUAUGUAUGCUUAAUUGAAUUUCAGAAACGAGAAGAAAUUGAUAGGAUCAUAUGUGCUGAAAAUCCUGACGAAGUAAACGACCGAAAGAUGUACCAGUUGGUGGAGAAGUAUAUGAUACAUGGACCGUGCGGUCAGGCGAAUUUGAAAUCUCCCUGUAUGAAGGAUCGAGUUUGCACGAAGCGAUUUCCAAAGCCAUUUGUGCAGCGCACUGAAUCAGAUGCAGAUGGUUUUACCGUGUACAUGAGAAUUGAAGAUGGCAGAACAGUUACAAAGAAGAAGACUACUCUUGACAAUGGGUUUGUAGUCCCGUACAAUCGUAUAUUGUUGAGUAAAUACAGAUCUCACAUUAAUAUCGAGUUAUGCAACCAGAACAAGUCAAUCAAAUACAUGUUCAAAUACGUAAACAAGGGGCAUGGCCGAGUUACGGCGGCAUUUAAUGAAACACGCAAUACAGAUGGCGGUGCUGAGAUUUGUGAUGAGAUAAAGAUGUACUACGACUGCAGAUAUCUUUCGGCAUGUGAGGCAAUGUGGAGGUUUGCGAACUUGGGUUAA